This is a messenger RNA of Trametes versicolor FP-101664 SS1, 2811 nucleotides long. RefSeq lists its product as uncharacterized. Bases 93 to 2552 code for a protein of 819 amino acids. The record is from RefSeq and is a predicted model, not a curated record. Gene Ontology annotation, biological process: transmembrane transport. Gene Ontology annotation, cellular component: plasma membrane. Gene Ontology annotation, molecular function: transmembrane transporter activity. The transcript has 6 exons. NCBI's taxonomy places the organism in Eukaryota, Fungi, Basidiomycota, Agaricomycetes, Polyporales, Polyporaceae.
CCUUCCUUUCCUCAAUUUUCACCUCGCUGCCGACUGCCUACGCUCUCUCGACGCUGGGGCGAUUCACGAGCCCAUAGGCACCCUCCAGCACGAUGGCAGCUUCGUUCGCGGCGUACGCAUCUCAGUUUCUGAACAGACAACAGACCGCUGCAUCUAGUCUGUCCUCCUCUCAGCCCCUCUUCUACUCGUUUUCGACCGACAAUGGGUCCCAUGCAGGCAAUAUACACGAAGCCGACCUCGAUGAUAUCGACGAUCCACACUUGCGUGCAAGCAGCAUGAGCAGAACCACUGUCCAGAGAGAUUUGCACUCCCCGCAGCACGAGGAGGAAGAGGAGGAGGAUCCAUAUCUACGGCUGGACGAGGACGAGCCAGGCGUCUCGCGGCAGCAGGCCGCGUCAAUACCGUUGCUAGGAGUGUCGGAAGGGGAUGGGGGUAAGGGAUGGCUUGCGCAUGCGUCCCCUCUCCGUUCCCCAUCUCCGUCCCCGUCUAACUCCUCAGCCGACUCAUCCAAUCCGCCACCCGAUAUACUCCAUGCCCGUCCGCCGUCUCCUCAUCUUUUCCAACAACAGCACUCCCCACCGUCGCGGCCACUACCACCUCCCCGCACGGCCGUAUCCUUAUCGCUAACGGAAUCAUUACUACCUCGAGACGGCCGCACACGACCAGUAGAUGUCUUCUCUCUACCCGACCCACGCUAUGUUCCUCGAAAUCGGCGGAAGUUCAACGACUCUCACUGGACCACCGUCUGGUGCGCCGGGGUCAGCAUAUGCGUAGUGGGCUCGAUUCUGGUUCUCUUCCUCACGCAUGAGCCCGCGAACCGCCGCAAGACCUCGUACUUCACGCUCUUGCAUACCGUGCCUCUACUCACUAUCCUGACGUCUCUGAGUGCUGUUGUCUGCUAUGUCCACAUAUUCCUGCUGCGCGUCUUUGUCAAGCCAGUCAUGGUGGCCACCUCUGUGUUCAUCCCAGCAACACUCCUCAUCUCCGCUUUGUGGGCCUUCAUCGGGAGCUUCAUGUGGGAUGGGGAUCAGGUGCCAACAUGGGGAGAAACGGUCGGUCUGCGGCUAUUCUCUUUGGUCCCGCUAGUCCUUGCUGUCCUCACCGGUCGACGGCUACUGAACCUCCCGCGAGAUAUCCAUACGGCAUCCUCACUUCUUACCCUGACGACACGACUGCUAAUGGAGAACCCCUUCCUGCUCGCCCUCUCGCCAGCAGUGUUACUCGCUAUGUUGUUGCUUUCUAUCCCUUUUAUCACCCUCGCGUUCCGUCUGCUGCUUGUCGGUGUUUAUACCCCGGUGAGCCCGACGCGCUCUGCCUGGCAUGUGAGCGAAUGGGCCCACUGGGCGAUUGCUGCCACCAUCGGUGUCUGGUUAUGGACGUGGGGCGUCGCGCGUGGACUCCUUCGGGUAUCAUGCGCAGGAGUUAUUGGUGCAUGGUAUUUCGCAGAUCCAGUACUACCUCCCCCUCCUCCUACAUCGACGCACACUAUCCAUGCCGCGCUUACACGGGCCACCCAGCCGUCGCUGGGGACGAUCGUGCUUUCCGCGCUCAUCGUCACAGGCAUCCGCCUCCUUGGUCUUAUAACCCUCGGCUUGCGCGCCUUGCCCGCGUAUCUCCCGCCGUACAUGCGCUUCGUGAGCAUAGGUGCGGGGAUGGCUGUGGCAUACCUCGAGGCGGCUACAAGCUCGCUAAGCACGUACGGACUUGUAUACGCUGGGCUGACGGGCGACGCGUUCUUCCCGAGUGCUCGGCGCUCCCGUGCGCUCACUGGCGCGGUGGAGAACCCGUCUGUGGUGAACUACAGGCGACGAUUCCAAACUGAACCCUCAUUGACCCUGCUCACGGUCGCCCCGCUGACCCUGACGUUCCCAUUUGCAUUGCUCACCUAUCUGUUCGUUGCGCAUACCUUGAACGCACCAGAUUCGGCACUCGCGGCGUCGUUACUCGCAGGGCUGGUUACUGCGCUUGUCGGCAUGUUCUGUAUCGGGCUGGUCAAGGACACUGCGGACACGUUGUACAUCUGCUAUUGCAUAGACAAGGACGCGGGUGAGCACCGUAGGGACGAGGUGUUCUCUGCCUUCGAGUAUGAGAACCGAGCCAACACCCGGCACGCCCCACCCGCGCCUGCAUCCUCAGCACAGCCCCCUCAUCCAAUCAUCUCGGUGCCUUCGCAGCGGGACCGCCGGCAGCCCCUACCAGCGUCUCCGCCUCCCAGGCAGCAGCCGUUGCCUCCACAUGCUGCACCGCGCCGCGACCCUACCCCAGAUCCGUUCGAAGUGGAAGAUAACUCGCCUCUUUCGGACGAUCUCCCCGGGCAAGAGUACGACCCGUACUCGCCCGCGUCCUCUGGGAUCCACUCGCAGGCGAACGUACGCGCAUCGAUGGGCGCGGCGUCGGCCGGGCGCAUGCCGCUGAGCCAGCGCAUGCCGUCGGACCCGAUGAUGGGCAGGUCGAGGGCCGGCCUGGCGGUGUCGAGGCUGGAGCCACCGCUGGAGAGCGACGAGGAGGACGCGGAGGAGAGCCAGCUGUUCCCCGGGAGUGACCUGUUCUGAGCACUGGGACUUGGGGCUUGUACGCUCUUCUUUUUGCGGUCGUGUUGACAUGUAGAUAGCGCAUAUCUGGUCCCCAGUACGUGCAAUGUAGGGUGGUUGCUUAUUACUUCAGUAUCUCCGUAAUGUUGCGUCGCGGUGCCGAGGACCUUCUGCACCUCUUACUCCGCUCCCUCCAUGUCCACCGACAGUCAGCUAGCCCGUGCUGCACUAGUUAUGUUCAUGUCAUGUUAUGUCUUUGGCCUCAUGUCUUACGCCUCCG